UGUGGUCCUAGAUCAAGUGAUGAUGUGGAAAGGGCAAAAUAUUGUGAUUGAUGCUCGAUGACAGGCAGGUAGGCAGGUAGGCGAGCGAGCAACGAGCCUCGGCACGGGGAAAGCGGGAUGGCGGGAUGGCGGGAUGGCGGUCAAUGCGUGCCCGACUUCCUCAUUCAGCAAGCACCUUGAUUUGCGACGGCCGUGUGCAGCUUGCUAAGAUUCGAGUAUUCGCUCUGUCUGCAGACUCGUUGAGAUAGUCUUUGACAGCCAUGGGAGACUCGUUCUUACGUACCGUCGUCGACACCCCGCCGCUCUCCUACUCGACCCCUCCCUUUCCCUCCUUGUACUGGCCCUUUCCCGUUGGCGGAACUCAGACUCUGUACCUCUACCACUCUCACGACAUAUGGCGCUUCACCCUCCUCUGGACCAUCAUUGAUGUCGUCGGUAUCCAUCUAAUUGCUGCUGCUUUUGCCAUGGCUAUUCAGUGGCGCAACUGGAAGCUCAUCUGGAUUGCCCCAAUCGUCUUCGCUUCCAUCGGCGCCAUCGAGGCCCUGAUUGCUGGCAACGUCGUUGGCGGUCUGUUGAGUGGCGUCUACACCGCUGGCUACUUCCGCAUGUCCACCUGGAUCCCCUUUUCCUGGGGCAUCAUCAAUUCUCUGGUCCUCAUCUUGUCCUCCUUUGCCAUUCAAGGUGGCAUGUGAAGCAACAAACUCCGUCGCCUUGCAUCCACCAUCUGGGCACCACAUGCCUCGGCCUAGGCGGCACUCGACUAUCAAGAACCAGCAUAGAGACGCGUAGUCAAUAGCACAUCUAGCCAGCGUACAUGCAGAGGGCGUGACGAGAGUCACACUCUCAUUCAUUGCAGCAGAGAGGCCUGCGUGUACUCGGUGGAAAGAACUUGCUUUGGAUGAGCAUUGGCGACUUCAAGAGCUAAACACACGCAUUUCGCUCUUAAAAGCCACUUCAACUCGACCUGAUUGAGUCAGAUAACGAAG
Molecule: messenger RNA, 986 nt
Organism: Aureobasidium subglaciale EXF-2481
Lineage: Eukaryota; Fungi; Ascomycota; Dothideomycetes; Dothideales; Saccotheciaceae
Exons: 2
Coding region: 261-692 (143 amino acids)
Source: RefSeq, a predicted model, not a curated record